AUCUAUUGACCGACAACCAGCCAGCGACCUACACAGAAUGCAGCCAGAUUAUCGAGACAUGAUCACAUGAACGACGCUCAAUGUUCAAGAGCCAUGCCCGAGUCCUCCAUGGCACAAGUGUACCUAGUCCUCUAGCCUUCCACACGACCUGUUGCCGGAGAGAAAUAUCUAUAAGUCAUCUGUUACGUGCGGAAAGAUGUCAUUCAGUGACCUCGUCACGAUGUGCAGCAUGCGAGAAGAACCUGGGCCAUCCUCACUAUCCGAGGCGGCCGUCAUACACGAAGUCACAUGCACGAUCUUCUGGGUUUCUCACGACGACUCCUUCCCUAGUUUCGAGAGAUGCCCAACAGUGGCGUAGCCAGAACUGUCAGCCCCGACAUGGCUUCCACACGAAGCCAGAUCUGCUCUUCCACCAAGGUCAUGCUAUACAAGGGGUCUCGCCCAGUCCAAAAAGAUCUGGGCCCUUACCUCCGGUAGGACCGCCUCGCGUUCCACCACCGGGUCCGCCCGCGCCUCGUCACCCUCAUGCCAAACCGGCGCCUCCCUCGGGGAGCAGGAGAAGGGUUGGACAUGUUGAGAACGACCAGCAGCAACAUUUGUCGAACCCGAUUGAGGAAAUGCGAAGAGAGAGGGAGCAAAAGUUACAGCAGCUUCGUAUUCCACAAAGAAUGGUACAAUGGGAUAAGAGAGUCGAAGAGGUUCUUUCCGUCGGUCAGCAAAAUCUGAACAAUGGCUCCAGUGUCACUCGGGCUACGAUCAGCAAUGAGGUGGCGCAGGCGAGGAAGACUGCACGCGCCCAUUGGCACGUGGAAAGGCUCAUGACGCCCCUCGAUAGACAACUAAAGCAGUAUGUUGCCAACAUUGCCAGAGUCAAAGACGAAUGCGGGCAACUACGGGGGGACAUACAAGCUAGUCGGAAAGCACACCGGAAGGCCCUCCGACUCUUUCAUCGUUCCGUCUUUCUACAAGCUAGCGAGGCAUUGGACAAUAGUCGGCGCGUCAAAGCAGUCAAUGACAAGCUUAGGGCAACCGCACAUCGUCUUCAAACUGUGGAGCAAGACUUCUCCAAUGAGAGCCUCAAGCCUUUGUUCGAUGACUUGAAGAGUGCCGGUUGGUGGGAGAAGCCAGCAGCGAACUUCCCGCUCCAAGGCGUCUCUCCACGUGGUGCUACUCCGAAGUCGCGUAAUGUCCGUCGAGCUUUGGCCGGGAUACUAUUCGCACGCGAGGAACUUCUUGACUACGCGCACAGCAUAAACAUAGACUUACAUCUUCUUCGAAGGGCCAGGAGGACCCGAGCUCUGUGCCGCCAACCAGACGUGUCCCAAUUUCGUUUUCGGGGCGACAGACUCUACCACACCGUGUAUCUUAUCGGUACAAACUUGGACUCGAUCACCAUACAUUAUCACCGCUUGCGUACGUGGCUUAGGACGAGUAGCGAAGACCGAUGGAAAGUGCCGUUCUAUACCCAAGAUCGAUUCCACAGACUAUUUGAGAGAAUGUCGGAAACGGUAUCAGCCAUGCGAGACGAGUACCACGAUCACCUCAGCAGCAUCACAGCCGUUGGGAUCAAGUCCAAUUUCGCUCUACAACAGGCUCAACUACUGGAGUUUCGAUCUCUCGUGGUCUGGCUGACAAGGUUCCAUGAUAUGAACACCAAUGUGCAGGAAGUCAUCGACAGCAGCAGUAUACAUUAUGCUACUCGCAGGAAUCUGCAGGAAUGGUUGAAAGAUUCCAAAGAACUGAGACGUGAAUUCUGGGACGCGGUAGAUGUGGCUAUCUCUUGGCGAGGUGCUGCCAAUAUUUGUUUUGGUAUCGUCACUCGGCCAUUUCAUCAGAGCUCGUUGAUGAUGAGCGCGACAACGACCACGAAAAGCAAUCUGCCACGCCCAACUGUGGACAUCCUUCCUGAGAAGCAGACACGACUUCCAUGGGCGGUAUCAGGAAAUCUGUAUCCAGAGGAAGGGGGAAUCCCUGUCCACUUUGUUACCACAGCCAACCAUGCAUCAAUGGUCCUGCAACGAUUUUCUGGCUGCAAAGUUGUGGGUCUCGAUCUUGUAGUGAAACCCAACUCAGACAUGCGUCUGGGUUCAUCGAGGGAUCAUUUCGACUAUCUGGUGUUGGCAAGUGGUCGCGAAGUGGCAAUCUUUCAUCUUGGGGUAUUGAGAGCAUCCGUGUACAGGAAAUCCAUCCUUGACGAUCCUGCUAUCUUAAAAGUCGGUGUCAACAUGCAAAAGCAACGCAAGUUGUUGGAAGAGCACUGUGCCAUCGACUUGAUAGGAUAUCAUGAUUUGACCCCCAAGACGAACGGUAGCGCCGAUGACCACGAAACAGAGCUUUCCAACCCGACAACUGUAUCAUCAGUGGUGGCCCGGAAGUUUGGGACGGUUUUACCAGAAAUCGAUCUAUCGCUUGCGAGUCUAUCUGUAUAUUCGCAAGACAACCCUCUCUUGGCAGAUCCUCCGCAAUUUUUCACCUCUCUCGCAUCUCGUGGCUAUGCAGCCCUGCAACUGUAUCACUCUGCCUGCCUCGCUGCGGGAGUCACUGAUCUGCCUGGGAUGGUCGCACCCGGAGCUUCUCAAGCUGUCUUUGGUCCCGUCUCGUUGCACACUACCUUGCGAAGAGUCAGUCUGGCGAUGGUAAAGCAUGUGUUCCGCGAGCAUAAAGAAAGAUUGCGGCGCAGCCACACCAUGUUGCGCAGUAUCCAGGCAUACUAUCUUUUCACGUCGUUCGGGGAAGAUUUGACAACGAUCAGGGCAUGCCUGCAAAUACCCAAUCCAGCUGCAGUGAUAUAUACAGUGGCUGAACAGUAUAAACUUCCACUCCGUGCGGAGUAUCGGGAAGGGCUUAAAGCAGCCAGGGGCUUUGUUUCAAACUCUGUCGAUGGUCUACAGGCCUUACCCUCUGGGACUGGCAUAUCCAAGGUCAAGGUUCGUGCUCGACGUGCGAAGAGCAACAAGGUUCCAAAGGCUGGUGUACAGGCUUUAUCGUCUAGAUCCGGGACCAAACAGCUCAGGACGCGUGCUCGACCAACGAAAAGCAUCACGGUCCGAAGGGUGGCCCCCAAACUCGUUCGGAGCGUGCGGCCCGAAAUCAUUCGUCGGGUGGCUGCUGACCCGUCCACUGGCGCCAAUGGUUCUGACCGGAACGGUACCCUUGAACGGCAUUCUCGUCCACCGAAAAGGUCGACACUGUCGAAGAAGUCCUUGGCUUCGGAGAGUUCAACAGACAAAGAUAGGGCAGCUCAGUCAAAGAGACGCGCCAAGUUGAAGAAAGUAGAGACCACUACGACAGCCGAGACAACGACGAACAUAAGGAACAAAGGUGAACAGAAAACUCAGGAGGAGGCAUCUGCUAUGGUUUUAAAGUCAACGACGAAAAAGACCGAAUCUGUGAGCUGGAAACCCUUGGCUACUGUUGAAAGUGGUCCAGCAAGUUCACCGAGCACGCUAGAGACGCGACGGCUUCCGAAAUCAUCCAGCUUCUGGAAAAGUAAACUGGCAAGGCGGGAAAGAGCAUCUGCAAGAAAAAUCCAUCAGUUUACGCCUUUCGGAGCGUCUUCAGAGGUUAGCAAGACUACGCUUCCUAAAGCGCCGCGGUCAGAUGUUCGAAGUAUCGCCCCUUGAUACACGCCGUGAUCGACGCCUGGCACUUGGCCUGGUCACAGGAACUUAUAAGAUGUAUGUGGAGUGGUGGACACAUGCUUAUUCACACCGCAAUGUACGGGCUCAUAUACGUCGAAUGAAACGCUCGGUGCCUCCCUACUGCCGUGAGGCUAAUAGUAGUCCAAUAGUGCCGGAUGGUGUAAUGAUUCCAUAUACAUGACAAAUCUAAACAUUUGUCCCAAUUCCCGUCAGGUUACAAUGUUUUAAGACCGUCCCCACCGUCUCCAGAACCGU
Molecule: messenger RNA, 3896 nt
Organism: Exophiala viscosa
Lineage: Eukaryota; Fungi; Ascomycota; Eurotiomycetes; Chaetothyriales; Herpotrichiellaceae
Exons: 2
Coding region: 81-3623 (1180 amino acids)
Molecular function (GO): nucleic acid binding
Source: RefSeq, a predicted model, not a curated record